Helicoverpa armigera (cotton bollworm) is the source of this 2842-nucleotide messenger RNA. RefSeq lists its product as uncharacterized. NCBI's taxonomy places the organism in Eukaryota, Metazoa, Arthropoda, Insecta, Lepidoptera, Noctuidae. Gene Ontology annotation, cellular component: SCF ubiquitin ligase complex. The coding region runs from base 205 to 1779 and encodes 524 amino acids. The transcript is spliced from 2 exons. The record is from RefSeq and is a predicted model, not a curated record. Gene Ontology annotation, biological process: SCF-dependent proteasomal ubiquitin-dependent protein catabolic process.
ACUGGCUAGCGUUGUUUUAAGAAUCUAAAAAUAUCCCGCGCAGUGCGCAUGCGCAGUAUCUUUGACGUGUUUUUAUUUUAACACACCAAAUAAUGUGUGAAAAUAAACUCUUCUCGUAUAUUUCAUAGGAUAAUUUUAUUCCUUCAAUACAUACACCUAUCAAACCAGUCAAAAUACCUACAUAAUUAACAAAACACGUUGGCAAUGAUGUCAAGAUACAAACAGCCUAAAAAACUGGAGACCAUAGCACUAAGCAGACUUGGAGAUUGGGUGGCACAACAAGCUGAAGAACAAAUGCUACCUAUUGCAAUGCUAUCGCAGCGCGACACUAACGAAGCACAAACAACACUAUCACGUAAUGUGGAUAGCAUUAGAUCGUACUUAGAUAUAAACGUACCUUGGAUGCUACACGAUCUAUUGGUAAAUGAAACUAUCAGAGCAUUGUCAGAACUCCUUGAGAAAACCAAACAGUCAUUAGGAUUUAGGGGUUGCAUGGGAAAGUUUGUCAGCCAAAUGAACGUAAUUAUUAAAAUGGCAGAAGUAUUAUUUACAAAAAAAUUAACAAUAGUAUCUAUUGAUGCCAUUCCAAAGAUAUUACGUUCAAUAUUUUAUUCUAAGUUAUACAUGCUAAAAGGACUCGUUUCUUUAAACCUAGGUUCACUAUCAGGAGGUUGGAAAACUGCAGAUAUGGAAGAUGCAGUAAUUAAAUCCUUAAAGGAACUACACUGCUUAAAAUAUUUAACUAUGAGUUAUGAUUGUACAAAUAAUAUACUACAAUGUAUCGUUGAAAAUUGUAAAUUCAUAGAAAAAUUGGACGUAUCUUGUUCAAAAUGUAUUACUAAUGAGAGCAUUGAAAUUGUGUCGAAGUUAAAAAAUUUGAGGAGCAUCCAAUUAUACAGAACUUUUGUAACUUUAGACGGCUUUGUAAAUCUACUGUUAAAUUGCAAAAAACUUGAAGAUAUUGGCAGAUGUGACGAUAUCGGGAAAGUUUUAGAGAAUAUUGACUCAAAUUACGCUGAAUUGUUGACAUUUAAUUUGAAAAUAUAUGUAAGUCGUUACGCGACAAGUAAUCAGUUGCAGUUAGCAGUACAAAUGUGUCCUUAUAUAAGAAGUAUGACCGUUUUCCAUAAUAGCUUGCAAAGUGAUUUAAUGGUUCUUAUAGGUUUAAGAGACCUUACAGAACUGAAAUUAUUAUCAUGUGACUUUUAUGCCGAUCAAAUAAAACAAGUUCUUCAAGUUAAGGGCUGCAAUAUAGUAAAUUUACACCUGGAGCAUGUUGACCAAAUUGAUUUAAAUGCUCUUAUGUACAUCAGUCAGAUGUGCCCAUUUUUAGAAAACUUGACUCUUUAUAAUUGCACGUUGAUACAACACACAUCACUGUAUACAAAAAAACUAGAAAUAUCACCAUUCCGUAAUCUUAAAAAAAUUACCUGUGUUUCUACAUGCACAGAAGAACAGUUACUGUUUAUUUUCACCAAUUGCUUGAAUAUACAAUUCAUUCAUUUAGGGACAGCAAUACAACUCACUGAUGACUUAUUGUUAAAAAUUCUAGACACAAAUCCACUCGUUUAUUUAAAAGAACUGCGAAUUAUGCAAUCAGAUUCUUUGACAAUGAUUUCUGUAGAGAGAAUUAUUCAAAGUUGCAUGAGUUUAGAGAUUUUAGUAGAAUUAGAGAGUUGGUCUUUGUUAACUGAUAAUGAUCGCGAAUACGUAAGAAACUAUAUAAAACUGAACAAUUAUAAUAUCGAUACUUCUCCCAUCAGGAGAUAUGAUUCGUAAAAAAGUAAUAAACAAGUACUUGAAAUCUUCGAAAGUAAAAAAAAAAAUGUGGAAUUGCUCACAAACACUACCUUAUUUGCGAUGCAAGGAUGCACGUAAUGGGGCACGAUAUAUUUUCAGCAAAGACCUAUACUUAUAAAAUAAGCAUUUUCUACUAUUACCAUAAACGCCGAAAUUUAAUAGCCACGAACCAUCACGAAUGCGAGACUUUGAGAAUUGACUAAAAGUAGACAAAGAGAUCCUGCUGAAGAAAUGGCGCUGGACUAGGAUGUUGUGAGACCAGAGUUACUAUCUGCCCAAGCGAGGUCUGGCGUGGCUUAAUGGGAAGAGACCCGUAGCACCAAGAGGCAUUGAGAAGAAAGCUGCCUCAUCUGGUUUACUGCUCAAGAUCGAAAGGAGUGCAAAGGCCUUCUGCGGGGCUAAGGCUAAGGGUAUACCCUUGAUGAGGGAUAACAUGAUGUCAUCAAUAACAAGACAUCCUUAACCGUCAACUGGACCUAUCCAAGAACCUAGCUGGGCUUCAAUGGGGCGAUCGAGUGUGCAAAGCAUUAAUUUUUGUUCCCUUCGUAGUUUUGUGAAAUCAGUCCGAUUUGUUUUUUUCCGACCGAUGCACUUAAGUAAGUUUUUUGAUGUUUUUAAGUCGUUUUUUUGUAAAUAUGUCGUAUCAUCGUUCUGAAAUAUAAACUAUCCAGGGAAAAAUAAAAAUGAACACUUGCACGGAAUGGCGCAAUUGUACUUAGCUAGCGGCCAAAGAGUACUAAAGUCCUAUACCAGCUAGCGACGCACGCUUGGCUCGUAUUUAUACGGUUAAUUGGUGCCGCAAGAGUGGCGAAGAGGAUAGACUAAAAUAGAGAAAAAAAAUAUGUAAAUUUUUAGUUAUUUAUUUCAUCAUAACUCUAAUUCAUUUUGUUCAAUAUUACAAGAAUUAUUUUGUUCUUGAAUUGUAGUUUCUAGUUCUUUAGGAACCAGGGCAAACAUGUACACUGGAUAUAUACCGUUAGGAAAGUUUGUUUGCUUACAUUGUUUGAUUCUCUUUAAAUUACACUUUUUAAAAAUUGAUAAA